UAUCGUGAUAUUGGUUGGACUUCAAGCUCUCUGUGAAUCUUCAAAUCUUACCCCGAAAAUGGAAAACAUGGUGGGGGCCUUCCCGGGCCCUUUCGGCUGUUGCUGAUGGCAGGAGCCAAGCUCACCUGCAGUCCACUCGCAGCCCUUCAGUGUCAGCUCCGCUCGCGUCGAGCUGGCCAUGGAUGGCGUGGCAGCCGAACAGGAUGGCCCCUUGGAGGACACACCCGGCAGGGGCGCAUCAGCUUCCCCGGAGGCCCCCCUGAAGCCCGGGGGCUCGCCGGCCCUGCCUGACAUGUGGGACAAGGCCCAGAGUGCCGGUGUCGAGGUAAACAGGACUUCCAAGAAAGGAGAAAGCCCGCAUGGACCUGGCCAGGGCGGCCUCUGCCAGAACGGGCCAACGCCGCAGCUCCCAGACCCACCACUGUCUCUCAGUCCCACCACAAGCCCAGUGGUUCCAGAUGCCUCUCCAGGUGUGGCUGGUUUCCAUGACAACCUAAGGAAGUCUCAGGGAACUAGUGCUGAGGGCAGUGUUAGAAAAGAAGCUUUGCAGUCUCUCAGCCUCAGUCUUCCUAUGCAAGAAACGCAACUGUGCUCCACAGAGUCUCCACUGCCCCUGGAGAAGGAGGAGCAGGUCCGACGCCAGGCUCAGAAGCAGCUGGAAGAGCAGCUCAAGCAGUACCGAGUGAAGCGCCAGCAGGAGAGGUCCAGUCAACCUGCAACAAAAGCAAGACUUUUUAGCACACUUGAUCCUGAGCUCAUGUUAAACCCAGAACACUUACCAAGGGCCAAUACGGUGGCUAUGACAAAAGAAUACUCCUUCCUGCGCACCAGUGUCCCUCGUGGGCCCAAGGUGGGCAGCUUAGGGCUCUUGGCACAUCCUAAGGAGAAAAAAAGUUCAAAAUCAAGCAAAAUUCGGUCUCUGGCUGAUUACAGAACUGAAGGUUCAGAUGGUGGGAGCUCUGGUGGAAAUGUUCCGGCUGGCGACUCUCCCAGGGGCGCCCUGAAGCAGAGCGGAAGCAGUGCGUCAGUUGUGUCUGAGAUCAGCCUGCCUCCUGAGACCGAUGACCGUCUGGAGAACGCCUCGCUGACCGGAGACAGCGUGUCCGAGGCUGAUGGGAACGAGAGUGACAGCUCAUCACACAGCAGUCUCUCCACCCGCGGGACCCAUGGCAUUCUGGUGAACACAGCGGGCACACGGGAAGCUCCCUACCUGGUCGACGGCCAGGAGAUGGCUGACGCUCUGGGCCAGUUCCCCUCAAUCAAGGAUGUGCUCCUGGCCGCAGCAGCCGAGCAGCAAGACCAAGGGCAGGAAGUGAACGGAGAGGUGCAGAGCCGGAGAAACAGCAUCUGUAGCAGCGUGUCCAUGGAAAGCUCCGUUGCUGAGACUCAGGACGAAAUGUUGCAGGUUCUCAAAGAAAAAAUGAGACUUGAAGGACAGCUGGAAGCUUUAUCAUUAGAGGCUAGUCAGGCACUUCAAGAAAAGGCUGAGCUGCAGGCCCAGCUGGCCGCCCUGACCACCAGGCUGCAGGUGCAGGUGGAGCACAGCCGCAGCAGCCAGCAGCGGCAGGACUCCCUCAGCUUGGAGGUAGACACCUUGAAGCAGUCCUGCUGGGACCUGGAGCAAGCCAUGACUGACCUGCAGAAUAUGCUGGAAGCCAAAAAUGCCAGCCUGGCAUCCUCCAACAACGACCUGAAGGUAGCGGAGGAGCAGUACCAGAGGCUCAUGGCGAAAGUGGAAGACAUGCAGAGCAACAUCCUCAGCAGGGACAACACAGUGCACGACCUGCGGCAGCAGAUGACCGCCCUGCAGAGCCAGCUCCAGCAGGUGCAGCUGGAGCGCACAACACUGACCAGCAAGCUCAAGGCGUCACAGGCGGAGAUCUCGUCCCUGCAGAACGUCCGGCAGUGGUAUCAGCAGCAGCUCGCCCUGGCGCAGGAGGCCCGUGUCCGGCUGCAGGACGAGAUGGCCCACAUCCAGGUUGGACAGAUGACCCAGGCAGGUCUCCUGGAGCACCUGAAACUCGAGAACGUGUCCCUGUCCCACCAGCUGACAGAGACGCAGCACAGGUCCAUCAAGGAGAAGGAGCGCAUAGCUGUCCAGCUCCAGAGCAUCGAGGCUGACAUGCUGGAUCAGGAGGCGGCCUUUGUGCAGAUCCAGGAGGCGAAGACGAUGGUGGAGGAGGACCUGCAGAGGCGGCUGGAGGAGUUUGAAGAUGAGAGGCAGCGGCUACAGACGGUGGCGGCCUCAGCGGCGUCCCUGGAGCAACAGCUAGAGCAGGUUAGGUUGGCUUUGCAGCAGCGAGACCAGCAGCUGGAGGCUCUGCAGCAGGAGCACUUGGACCUGAUGAAGCAGCUCACCUCGGCACAGGAGACGCUGCAGGCCCGGGAGCAGGCCCUGGGCGACCUGCAGACGCACUACGACGAGCUGCAGGCCCGGCUGGGGGAGCUGGAAGGGGAGGCGGCCUCGAGAGAGGAUGAGGUCCGCUUCCUGCAGAACGAGAAGAUCGUCUUGGAGGUGGCGCUGCAGGCGGCCAAGAGUAGCGAGGAGGAAUUCGACAGAGGAGCAAAACGCCUAGAAGAAGGUGCCGAGGAAACGUCUGGAAUUUUAGAGCAGUUGAGGGAAGACCUGGCCAUCAAGUCCCGCCAGGUGGAGCACCUGCAGCAGGAGACCGCCACGCUGAAAAAGCAGACGCAGAAAGUAAAGGAGCAGUUCAUUCAGCAGAAGGUGAUGGUGGAGGCCUACCGGCGGGACGCCGCCUCCAGAGACCGGCUGGUCAGCGAGCUCAAAACCGCGAAGAAGGGGCUGGACACAGAGGUGAAGGGGCUGAGGCAGGAGCUGAUGAAGCUGCAGGGGGAGAAGAGGGCCACGGAGGCGGAGCACUCGCGCCUGCAGAAGGAGGUGUCCGAGGUCCACCGGCAGAUGGCGGAUCUCGAAGGGCAUCUCCAGUCCGUGCGGAAGGAGCGGGACGAGAUGGAGGCGCAGUUGCAGUCUUUGCAGUUCGAGGAGGGGCAGGUGGCCACCCUUACGGAGGCCAACGAGGUGCUCAAGAAACAAAUCGAGGAGCUGCAGCAAGAAGCCAGGAAGGCCAUCUCAGAGCACGUGUGCAUGGAGAGGAUCCGGGCCCUGGAGGUGGAGCUGCAGGCUGUCGGCCGCAGCAAGGAGCUGCUGGAGAGCGAGCUGCAGGAGGUCAUCGCCACCACCGGCCAGGAGCUGGAGGAGUCUCGGGAGAAGGUGCUGGAGCUGGAGGAUGAGCUCCAGGAAUCGAGAGGCUUCAGGAGGAGGAUCAAGUUCCUGGAGGAGUCGAACAAGAAGUUGGCUCUGGAACUGGAGCACGAGAAGGGGAAGCUCAUGGGCCUGGGGCAGUCCAACGCGGCUCUGCGGGAGCACAACGGCGUCCUGGAGCGAGCGCUGGCCAAGAGGGAGGCAGACCUGGUCCAGUUCAAUCUCCAGGUCCAGGCGGUCUUGGAGCGCAAAGAGAAGGAGGAUCGCCAGAUGAGGCAGCUCGUGCAGGUGCUGCAGGCCUCGCUGGAGAAGGAGAAGGGGAAGGUCAGCAGCCUCAUGGAGCAGGUGGCUGCUGCCAGGGCAGAAGCUGGUCACAGCCGCCGCCACUUCAAGGCGGCCACUUUGGAGCUGAGUGAGGUGAAGAAGGAGCUGCAGGCCAAGGAGCACCUGGUGCAGAAGCUGCAGGCCGAGGCCGACAGCCUCCAGUGUCGGGAGGGGAAACAUUCCCAGGAAGUAGCGCAGUUCCAGGUGGAGCUGGCCGAGGCCCGGACGCAGCUCCAGCUCCUGCAGAAGCAGCUGGAUGAGCAGCUGAGCAAACAGCCCAUGGGAAACCAAGAGGUGGAAAAUCUCAGGUGGGAAGUGGAUCAGAAGGAGAGAGAGAUCCAGUCAUUGAAGCAGCAGCUGGACUUGACGGGGCAGCAGGGCCGGAAGGAGCUGGAAGGAACGCAGCAGAUGUUGCAGAAUAUCAAGUCUGAGUUGGAGGUGGCACAGGGAGAUCUGACCCGGACGCAGAAGGAUAAAUUUAUGCUUCAGGCCAAAGUGUCAGAACUGAAGAACAACAUGAAGACUCUGCUGCAGCUGAACCAGCAGCUCAAGCUGGACCUCCGCCGAGGCGCGGCCAAGAUGAGAAAGGAGCUGAGAGGCGAGGCCAGCCCUUCCGGCCCCGCCACACCCAUCAAGAUCCCCGACUGCCCCGUCCCAGCCUCACUGCUGGAGGAGCUGCUGCGGCCCCCCCCUGCCGUGAGCAAGGAGCCCCUCAAGAACCUCAACAGCUGCCUCCAGCAGCUCAAGCAGGAGAUGGACAGCCUGCAGCGCCAGAUGGAGGAGCACACCUUCACCGUGCACGAGUCCCUGUCCUCCUGGACCCCGGCGGAGGGCCGCCUCUCGGACCCAGCCACUGCGGGCCCUGCCCUCCUGGGGGACCACGCCAACCCCCAGGGCGACACGCAGACACACAGUCAGAGCAGGGCUUCCAAAGAAGGACCGGGACAGUGACUGCCGCAGCCUCACCACCAGGUGUCUGUAACUGUGGAAAGGAAUACUCUUUUGUCAAUAUUAUUUAUUUGAUUGUG
Microcebus murinus (gray mouse lemur) is the source of this 4575-nucleotide messenger RNA. The record is from RefSeq and is a predicted model, not a curated record. Lineage: Eukaryota; Metazoa; Chordata; Mammalia; Primates; Cheirogaleidae.